Bombina bombina (fire-bellied toad) is the source of this 2087-nucleotide messenger RNA. RefSeq names its product fibroblast growth factor receptor 1-like. Gene Ontology annotation, cellular component: signaling receptor complex. The annotation marks the transcript as partial. The record is from RefSeq and is a predicted model, not a curated record. The transcript is spliced from 3 exons. Gene Ontology annotation, biological process: positive regulation of kinase activity; protein phosphorylation; cell surface receptor protein tyrosine kinase signaling pathway. Lineage: Eukaryota; Metazoa; Chordata; Amphibia; Anura; Bombinatoridae. Gene Ontology annotation, molecular function: ATP binding; fibroblast growth factor receptor activity; fibroblast growth factor binding.
GUAAACUUAUCGUUUUUAUAGACUAAAGGUAAAUGUAAUCUCUUUUCUGUUAAAAUACUACUACUGAUACUUAAAGGGACCUUCUAGUGCAAAUAUUGAUGUGACUAGCAUACUUUUUAAGCAAGGUUCCCAUCUAAAUAUAUUUAAAGGGACAUGAAACCCCACAUUUUCUUUUGUAAUUCAGAUAGAGUAUAUAAUUUUACUUCUAUUAUCAGAUUUGCUUCAUUCUUAUGGUAAUCCUUCUUGUAGAACAAACCCAGGGAGGUAGCUUGCUGCCAUGUAGUGGUACAGACUCGUGGAAACACUACUUUCAUCAACAUUGUUAAAGUAUUUUUGCUAAACUGCUGCCGUACAGUGUUUUAGGGCACAAGAAUGCUCCUGAGCCUACCUACCUGCUUUUCAACAAAGGGUACCAACAGAACAAAGUCAGUUUGAUAAUAGAAGUACAUUGGGAAGUUUUUAAAAUUACAUGCUGUUUAUGAAUCAUGAAAUAUAAAUUUUAGUUUCACAUCCCUUUAAGAUCAGUACUCUUUUGUGUCCCAAUGGUUCUGAUUUCAGAGAAUACAAGAGAGCAGGGUUAAAGAACUGCUUAAUGCACACUUACUUUGCCUGAAGGAGUGACAAGCUAUGAAGCCCUGUAUAAUUACCUAGGGCUCGAUAAUGUAAAGGUCCCUGGGCUGCCGAGAUUAUUAAAGAAUGCUCACCAGUCCUGUUUCGCUGGUGGAAUUUUCUAAAUCCACUUUUUACUUUUAAAAAAAAGGGUGUCUCACUAAGGGACAUAUACGUUCGAAAAAGUGCACCAUUAAAUCCGUAAUUUAAAAAUAAUAGAAAACAAAUAAUUUAACCAUUCACACAAUAAAACGUAGGAAAAUUUUUUAUUGUUAAGGUACAUCAAAAUAGUAACAAAUUUGUUCACCAAAAAUCUUAUUUUAUAAAAAAAAAUGUAAUAUAUACAGCGUAAAACCUAGAAAUUCGUACUUAAAUACAAAGUGUUAUUGUUUUUUCGUAAAAUGGGCUGUACAUUGGCAUACCAUGGGCGUAUAUAAAAUUUUCUCUCAAAUCUCAGCAUAAUUCUUUAAACAUUUUCACACUGCAGACCUGUUUUUUUACCAAAAUACUCAAAAUACAUAUUACCCUAAUAGAAAAACACAUGCAUAUGAAAAGGGAAUAGAUUGUUAUAUGGUACACACAGAAGGCAGUGGAAUUUGAUUUAUAUUGCCUGUACGGUUUAAUUUAUAAAGUGUGCCUCCAGCUAACUCUGCUCUAUAGAGUGAAGAGUCCCUUUCCAGGGAGCUCCAUUACUUUAUAAAGGAGGCAUCUUGCCACUUGUAGGGAGUUACCCUUUUUUAACAUAAUUUCAUGACGACAACCCCUUCAAGGGCCUGCAUAAAAAAACACGUCUGGUCCUGCAAAGCAUAAGUAAUCGGGCCCCUAGUGUCUUCUUACCAUGAUUCAAGAUCGGCACCAGAGCCUUUUUAAAGAUAUAAAUCUCAUAGUUUAAUUAACCUAGAAAGCUUUUUUGCACUAAAAUUACUUCUCAAUUAAAAAACCAUCAUAAAAUUUUAACUUGGGUAAUAGUUUUAUCACACACCUAUGAUGUCGAUCACCUAAUAAUAAUGUUCGUUAUCUGACAGCUAGGGGAGUUCUGAAAGAAAUCUAUAUACUAUGCAUUGUCCUUAUGGUAAUCCUAUUGUUUCUUUUUGGGCAGGUGUCAGCUGACUCAAACUCUUCAAUGAAUUCAGGCGUAAUACUGGUGAGACCCUCUCGUCUAUCUUCAAGUGGUACACCUAUGCUGAGUGGAGUCACUGAAUAUGAACUACCUGAAGAUCCCCGGUGGGAAGUGUCAAGGGACAGAUUAAUACUUGGGAAACCACUUGGAGAAGGCUGUUUUGGUCAAGUUGUCAUGGCUGAAGCGAUUGGGCUGGACAAGGAGAAACCAAACCGAGUCACCAAAGUGGCUGUGAAGAUGUUAAAAUCUGAUGCAAGUGAGAAGGAUCUUUCCGAUUUGAUUUCAGAGAUGGAAAUGAUGAAAAUGAUAGGAAAACACAAGAAUAUCAUUAACUUACUUGGCGCUUGCACACAAGAUG